ACCUGUCUCCAUUUUCAGUUUUUAACGAAGAAAAAAUAUUCUUCCUUUACUUUAGCGAUUCUCUCUCUCUCUCCUUACUCUCCGGCUUUUAUCAAAAUCUCUUUCCUUGGAGACAACGGAUCCAAUCACCAAGACUUGUGUAAGGAUUCUCCAGAUUUCGAUGCAUUCUUGAUUCAUCUUCAGUUUGCACACCAAGUGUUCGUUGAAAUUCCGCAGAGAGUGGGAAUUGGAAGUUUUUAUAGAAGAUGAAGGAUUUUCCUUCUUGCUUCGGUGAAAAUGGAGUUCAAAUUGCGGAUUCAUCGUCUUCGAACUCCGGGAAGAACGCUCAGAAUCUUGUUACUUGUAUCUACCAGUGCCGGAUUCGAGGAAGGAGUUGUUUGAUCACUGUGACGUGGGCCAAGACUCUGAUGGGUCAGAGUGUGACCGUUGGUGUUGAUGAUUCUUGUAACCAGAGUCUCUGUAAAGUCGAGAUUAAGCCCUGGCUGUUCACUAAACGAAGAGGGUCUAAGAGCUUAGAGGCUUAUUCGUGUAGUAUCGAUGUUUUUUGGGAUCUUGCGUCUGCGAAGUUUGGUUCAGGACCUGAAGCUUUGGGAGGGUUCUAUGUUGGUGUUGUUGUUGAUAAAGAGAUGGUUCUGCUUCUUGGUGAUAUGAAGAAAGAAGCUUACAAGAAGACUAAUGCUUCACCACCUUCGUCUCUAGGUGCUGUGUUCAUCGCCAAGAAAGAGCAUGUUUUUGGUAAGAGAGAGUUUGCAACAAAGGCUCAGCUCUGUUCAGAUGGGGUUAAAAUCCAUGAUGUUGUGAUUGAAUGUGACACGAGUGUCACUGAUCCUUGUCUCAUUGUUCGUGUGGAUGGGAAGUCGUUGUUGCAGGUGAAGAGGCUUAAGUGGAAGUUUCGUGGCAAUGAUACAAUUGUUGUUAAUAGAAUGGCUGUGGAAGUUUUGUGGGAUGUUCAUAGUUGGCUCUUUGGGAUGCCUUCAGGUGGAAACGCAGUGUUUAUGUUCAGGACUUGUCACUCUUCUUCGGAUAAGAGCUUGUCUUUCUCACAGGACAUGAUGGCGACAACAACAACAACGAACUCCAAGUCUCAAAGUUCUGGUUUUUCGUUGAUUCUGUAUGCUUGGAAGAACGAGUAGAAUACCUUGAAAGCUUCUGUUAAUUCCAUAUCGACAUUUGUUAUUAAUAGCAUGAUUAAUGAGUUGAUUCAAAAAUUGGUUUCUGCAUAUAUAAUAUUCCUUGCACAAUGCUGGAACCUGAUCAGUUUUGAUGAAAUGCCUUCUCUGUAUACAUGAAAGCGUCUGUUGAUUCCUUAUUGACAUUUGUUAUUUAUAGCAUGAUUAAUGAGUUGAUUCGUAAUUGGUUUCUGCAUAUAUAAUAUUCCUUACACAAUGCUAGAAACUGAUCAGUCCUGAUGAAUUCCAUCUCUGUAUAGUGUCGAUUCUUGGUGAGUUUACA
This is a messenger RNA of Eruca vesicaria subsp. sativa (arugula), 1452 nucleotides long. The record is from the annotation of a GenBank genome assembly. NCBI's taxonomy places the organism in Eukaryota, Viridiplantae, Streptophyta, Magnoliopsida, Brassicales, Brassicaceae.